AUGCCUUUCCAGAGUGAGGUCGCCUUGCAGCAGCUCUAUGUGAGGCUAGUUCGAGGCAUCUUCGAGGUGGCAGCAAAUAAGUGGUCCAAGCAGAAUGAGGACAGGGAUAUCGUGUACCACAAAUUACUCCAAAGUCUGAAGAAUGCGAACGACGAGAUUGACCAUCUCAAGAUGAACCUUGAAUCCGAGACGAUGUCUAGACGUCAAUACCAAAUUAAGAAUCACGAUAUUGAAGCUAAGAAUAAGGACUAUGAAAAGAAGGCGGCGAGGAAUCCGUAUGUAAUUGUACUUGUCGACGGCGACGGAGCCAAUUUCCAAGACAGUCUGAUGGGAGAUACCGAGACUGGUGGAUCCAGGGCGGCAUAUAGACUUAAAAAGCAGGUCGACGAGAAUCUGCGUGAAACACCAAUCGCAAAUAGUGUGGAGGUCUUUGCCAGGGUGUACGCAAACUUUCGAGGCCUUAGCAAGGUCUUGCGCCAGUCGGGCCUGGUUCGCUACAGCGACGAUAUGCAGAGGUUUGCUAGAGGUUUCACAAACACUAGGCCCGGAUUUGACUUUAUCGACGUUGACUAUGGCAAAGAAAAUGCCGACUCCAAGAUAAGACAUUUACUGAAAUGGCACUACAUGGACGAACGCUGCAAGAAGAUAUUCCUGGUCGCUUGCCAUGAUGCUGGUUACGUGCAUGAGUUGCGCCCGCUUCUCGAUGAAAAUAGCGACCGCGUGGUCCUUGUUGAAACAACGCCAGCAGAGCCGGCAUUCAAAAGUUUGGGGCUUACUAUAACGCACUUCGACGACGUCUUCCGCGAUGCGCCACUCGAACCCAAGAAUUCUUUGAACACACCGUCAUCGCCUGUGCACAGCGUACCAAAUCAUGCCCUUGAGGCAACACCCCCUAAAACUUCCGCCAUGGUCGAGCCUCAGCCUGAGCAGCGUGGACAUGCGGAACAGGGACCUGAUAGCUACGCUACAGUCUGUGGCGACAACGGAGAUCGGAAUAUUGUUAUUAGCAAAGGCAGAAAAAAAAACGAAAACCCGCUGUAA
Molecule: messenger RNA, 1041 nt
Organism: Beauveria bassiana ARSEF 2860
Lineage: Eukaryota; Fungi; Ascomycota; Sordariomycetes; Hypocreales; Cordycipitaceae
Product: C-x8-C-x5-C-x3-H type zinc finger protein
Exons: 6
Coding region: 1-1041 (346 amino acids)
Source: RefSeq, a predicted model, not a curated record